CAAUAUCUUUCACAACAUGUUUUUAAAUAAUCUUCAUAAACAAAUGAUUUCUUAUGGACCUUCAUAGUUCCGGAUGAAUAUCAUGAACCGAACUAUAUCAGGUUAUAACGGUUACCGGACUUUUAAGUUAACGCGAAGGCACUAACGUAAAGAAGGCACUAACGUAAAGAAGGCACUAACGUAAACCACUUCCGGUGGGGUUUUGUAACGAUGUAACAAUAAACUUAUGCAAUUUAAAAAUGCGGAAUCAUUGAGAACAGAAAACCGCAGGAAGAGCUGAUGUCUCCUGUGCGGUGCUCGGUGAGCAGUGCAUUGUGGGGGAUGUGUGCAGCUGACUCCGUGUCCAUGCCGGUCCACUGGUACUACAACGUAGACGACAUCAGGAGGGACUUCGGCGGCUGGAUGUCCGGCUUCGCGGCCCCCAGAGACCGACACCCGUCCAGCAUCCUCAGCCUCUCCAACACCGCCGGUAGCGGUCGGACCGCCUGGUCCUCCGGCGCCAAGCGACCCGAUGUGGUCGGUAGUGUGAUCCUCCACGACAAACUGGACCUGUGGAAGACCUCCAAGGGCUCCGUGCACUACCAUCAAGGUCUUCAGUCUGGGGACAACACCCUGAACGUCCUCUGUUCCCUCCGAGCUGCCCGCUCACUCGUCUCCGGAGGUUUCCGCGACGUUUCUCGGCCGGACGCUCGUGCCGCCGUGCUGUCGGACUACGUCCACUUCCUGACCACGCAUGGCUCGCACCGCGACACGUACGCCGAGUCCUCCCACCGCUCAUUCUUCUCCAGCUGGCGGGAUGGCAGGCCGACGUCACCCCGUCAGGUUCUGGCCUUUGCAGAAAAACGCAGCAAGCAAAUGUUGAGCUCCUCGUUCCCCGACAGCCAGCUGGACGCCAUUGGCUGCCUACCCAUGAUCCUCCCCUUCAUCCUGUUGUCCGCCUCGGCCAAUGAGGAGCAAGCUGUCUCAGCAGCUGUAGAAUUCGUGAAGCUCACCCACCCCCACCCGAAGGUGCCCGAAUACGUGUCAAUCUACAGCCGGGCGCUGCACGCCGUUCUGGGUGGAGCCAGCGUCCGGCAGCAGGCGGAGCACGCUCUGAAGAGGUUGGACGCCUGGGAGGACUGCCGAAGUUACGGAUGCAAGGCGGCCAGGUUUCCUCGGGGUUCUGACGAGCAGCUGAAGGUCCAUCAGAGCGCCGUGAGCUACCUGGGCCUGGCCUGCUACACUAAAGGAGCUUUGUCCAGCUUGUUCUAUCUGGCCCACGAGUUCCACGACGACGUCAGUGGAGGAAUCCUGGCCAACACCAACUGUGGAGGGGAGAACUGUAACCGCGGGGCGGCGCUGGGGGCCCUGCUGGGGGCCGGGGGGGCCUACAGGGGCGCCAGCAUCCCCCAGGAAUGGAGGGACCAGCUGAGAGACGCCCAGGAGUUCAUUCCCGACAUCAUGAAGGACAUGGAGUGACAACAUUACCAAAAUAAAAGCUUGUCUUCCUGUUUACAAACGCAAACAUUUAUUAUUUUCAUUUGAAAUUUAAAAAAAUUCCUUAAUUAA
Messenger RNA from Cyclopterus lumpus (lumpfish), 1548 nucleotides. RefSeq lists its product as uncharacterized. The transcript has 9 exons. The record is from RefSeq and is a predicted model, not a curated record. The coding region runs from base 280 to 1458 and encodes 392 amino acids. NCBI's taxonomy places the organism in Eukaryota, Metazoa, Chordata, Actinopteri, Perciformes, Cyclopteridae.